AGCGAAAAUAGAAAUAGAAAGGCCUACCCAAGAGGUACCACAAAAAAUCUUUGAAUCUCCACAGCAAGAAGAGAAUCCACCUUCGCCGUUUGAUCACGAAAUAAAAGCCCUAGAAGUUUCCGGCGAUGAUUCAGAAGCCUCGGGAGCCGAAAUGGACAAAACCACAAAGGUGAAAGAGUUAAGUAAGCAGCGCCAUAUCCAUUGCCGGUGCCAUGGCCGCCGCCCGGCUUUCCCCAUUCCUCCUUCCACUCUAUUAUCGGGCUCCGCCUUCGUCUUUUCCAUUAUGGUCCUCGUUUUCCAUUUUAUCAAGCGGAAAAAAAUCCAAUUAGAACUAUUAAAUAGGGCGAGCAAACCAGGAGAACCGGUUCAGUAGUCGGGUAGCGAUGCUUCGCCUCACUUCGGGCUUCAAUUUAAAGGGGAGCAACGCGGCAGCGAGCGCCGCAAGCCUGACAUUGCUGUUGCCGAUCCGGCAAGGAUUCCGAUCGCCAGCUGCUCUGCAGGCUCUCGAAGCUCACAUCGACGCAGAAGAAAGAGGACAGGAGAAGCCAAGGCUCGUGUUAUACAACUAUCCCUCUUUGGCUGGAGCCUUUGCGGCACUUUUCGCCCAUCUCUACCACUCCGCCCUCAAUCUUUCCUGCCUAGUUCUCCCCUUCUCCUCCGUUGAGCCCCUCAGGGUAGCGGAUUUUAGGUUUAUUGGCAUUCAAACUUGUUAUAUGCUCGAUUUCAUCGGGCCUAAGAAUUUUGCUGGAGAGCUCGCAAAGAUUAUUCCAAGGGUGAUAGCCUUUGAUCAUCGACUGUGUACAUUAUCAAGGAUUGCUAAUAUGGCGAACCACCCCAGUAACUUGGAGCUGCGAAUUGAUACCAGAAAGAACAGCGCCAGGGCAUCUUUACAUUAUUUUUCUGAAAAAUUCUCUGAAGAUAAAUCGUCGAUAAGGGGCCAUGAAUCAUUGUUGAAGCUUGAAGAACAAGCUCGUGUCGAGAAAAUGAUUAGUUAUAUGGAGGACGCCGAUCUUCGUCGCUGGGAACUAGCAGGCAUCAAAGAAUUUGGAAUUGGAAUCAGAGAAACCCGUACAAAGCUAAACACUUUGACUAACCCUCACGUAUUUAAACAGCUUCUGGAGCUUGAUGCUGAUGACCUCAUAGCUAAGGGAAAUUCUUAUAUUACUACACGCCUGGAUGCUGCAAAUAAUUUAUUGGCUAGACCAUUUAAGAUUAGGCUUGGAAGAGGAUUGUAUGGAGAGUGCCUGGCAAUCAGGGCUGAUGGAAAUGCAGAGUUAAGCCAUGAAAUUGCGAUGGAACUUGGUAGCAGGAGUGCUGCAGCUGGUUUAAGGCCUAUCGGAGCGGUUAUAUUCAUGCAGCGUGGGAACCUGAAAAUGUGUUUAAGGACUAAUGACAGCUCCACCGAUACCUCAGAAAUAGCUAAGGCCUUUGGAGGUGGAGGAAAACCCGGUUCGAGCUCCUUUAUUAUAAGAAUGGAUGAAUACAACGAAUGGACGAAAGUAAAUUCACACUGAGUUAUCAUUCUGCUAAUACAGAUUUGAACUUGAACGCCUCCUAUUUCUUUAUGAGAAUUUCAAAGUAGUUCAAGUUACCGCAAUGGUGAUUGAAGCGCCGCAAUAAUAUGCCCAAUUUAAUGAACAAAAAGGCCUUCAUAUGCUUGUUUUAAGACAUCCAUAAAGCUUUCCAGAGCUUGAGAGGAGCACUUUGAUUACCACUGAAGUAGAGGAUGCUCUAAAAGAAAUGAUAACAAGUAUGAUAUCAUUCAUUUCUUAGAUUAUUUCAUAUUAAUUCUCUACGCUUACCUUAGAGAACUAUUCUCAUUAUUUUAGUUCACAGAAAGUAAGUAUAGCAGUGUCUGGUUAGUUUAGUAUGACACAGAUUGACAAUAAUUUAUAAUAUU
Molecule: messenger RNA, 1900 nt
Organism: Phalaenopsis equestris
Lineage: Eukaryota; Viridiplantae; Streptophyta; Magnoliopsida; Asparagales; Orchidaceae
Exons: 9
Coding region: 384-1514 (376 amino acids)
Source: RefSeq, a predicted model, not a curated record